GGUCAGCGGGGCAAUGCGGCACCGGGGAGCAGGGCAGGGUAGAGCAGAGCAGGGUAGAGCAGGGCAGGGCACAGCGGAGCAGGGCAGAGCUCCACGCUGUGCUCUCGGCUCCGGGCGGACGCUGCGAUCCCCUCCGGGCCGUAAUGACCGAGCGGAUGGAGCGGGGCGGUGUGUGGAGGAAGGGGAGGAGGAGGAGGAGGAGACGGGGCGGGGGUUGCGGGUACAUGUCGUGGCGAAUCGGGCGCUGCGGAACAACAGCCGCAUGACGCUGCAGGAGGAAAGUGCGGAGGCAGGAAGCGGAAUGUCACAGAAGCAGCUGAAAGAAGCGUUCGUCAGUCACCUGAACGGGACCAACCUGCUGGAGCUCUCCGCGGGCACCCCCCUGGCCCCGCUGUGCGUGCUGUGCCGUGGGCUGCUCCUGGUGCUGUACUGUCAGCGCUAUGGCAGCACGUUCCGCUCCGGGCCGGCCGCGCUGCUGCUGGACGUGGCGGUGCUGGUGUCCCCGCUGCUGUUGUCCUGCACGGUGCUGCCCCAUGCGCUGCUCGUGGCUCCUGCCGUCCUCGCGGCCUUAUGUGCAGGAAUAUACGUUACAAUACACCGCCAAAGGCAGCGGGACAGCACGGUGCCUCUCAGGCAAAUAGUCAGAUCCUUUCAGAACACGCGCCUGGAUCCAGGCUGUAUUCCAGCAAUCACAGUGUUCCGUGUGUAUGUCAAUGUGUUGACUUGCAUCAGCAUCUUAGCGGUGGAUUUCCCGCAGUUUCCACGCCGAUACGCCAAAGCUGAGACCUAUGGGACGGGAAUAAUGGAUCUGGGGGUUGGAGCUUUCAUCUUCAGUAACGCUCUGGUUUGUCCUGAGGUCAGACAGGAGGCGGCUGGGACACGGCCCAGAUUCUCCAGUCUGGCCAAGCAGCUUUUUGCCAUUUGGCCGUUGGUUGUUCUUGGCUUUGGACGACUCGUUAGUGUUAAAUCCAUCGGGUACCAUGAGCACGUUUCAGAGUAUGGCGUGCACUGGAAUUUUUUCUUUACUUUAGCACUUGUGAGGCUGGUGGCAUCUCUGCUCUUAGCUGUAUUUCCAAUAAAUAAAUCCUGGAUUGUGGCUGUGACUGUCGCUGUACUUUAUCAGCUCACUCUUAACGUUACCUCUUUGAAGACAUUUAUCUUGCACGGCAGCAAUGGCGAAGAUACCAGAACAGGCUUUUUGAACGCCAACAGGGAAGGGCUGCUGUCCAUCUUUGGGUACCUGGCCAUAUACAUGGCAAGUGUGCAGGUGGGGCUGUACGUGCUGAAGCGCAGAGACUCAGUCAAAGACUGGAUGGGAGCCGCAUGCCUCCUGCUGCUGGCAGCUCUUGUGCUCUUCGUGUUUCUCCACAUAUCCCAAACCCACACAGACCCCGUGUCCCGCCGCAUGGCCAACCUGUCCUACUGCUUGUGGGUCAUCGCUUCCUGCCUCACCUUCUUCGUCAGCUUCGUGGUGGUUGAUCUCGUGCUGCUGUUCACAAAGCUUCUAGUGAAGGGCUCCGCUGUGCCCUCAUGCUGGCGUGCUGUGAAGGCUCCAGGCAGUAAGGAGCAGCAGGCAGAGGCUGUGCAUGUCUGUCUGAUCGCUGCCAUUAAUAAAAAUCAGUUACUGUUUUUCUUAUUAGCGAAUGUAAUGACUGGUGUUGUGAAUAUCACAAUUGAUACCAUCCACAGCAGGGCCGCAUUGACAUUAUGUAUACUGCACUUGUAUAUGUUUCUUAACUGUUUCAUUAUGUAUAUAUUGCACACCAAAAAUAUAGUAUUAAAAUUCUGGUGAUUCCA
Messenger RNA from Coturnix japonica (Japanese quail), 1797 nucleotides. It is a transcript of the gene PIGW, whose product is annotated as phosphatidylinositol glycan anchor biosynthesis class W. Gene Ontology annotation, biological process: GPI anchor biosynthetic process; protein localization to plasma membrane. Gene Ontology annotation, cellular component: membrane; endoplasmic reticulum. Gene Ontology annotation, molecular function: glucosaminyl-phosphatidylinositol O-acyltransferase activity. The record is from RefSeq and is a predicted model, not a curated record. NCBI's taxonomy places the organism in Eukaryota, Metazoa, Chordata, Aves, Galliformes, Phasianidae.